Marchantia polymorpha subsp. ruderalis is the source of this 2581-nucleotide messenger RNA. The record is from the annotation of a GenBank genome assembly. Lineage: Eukaryota; Viridiplantae; Streptophyta; Marchantiopsida; Marchantiales; Marchantiaceae.
GAAUGGAAUUUGACCUACUAGGAGCUUCAGUCUUGACUCUUUAUGUCCGGUGAGAUUCUCGGAGAGGAGAGAAACGUUGGGAACUGGAACAGGCGGGCAGGUUUAAUGGCAAAGUUUGUAACGUUGUAUUACUGCGCAUUAAGGGUUACCAGGGAGAGAAUAUAGUGUAUAGUAUAGCACGUGGAGGACGUACGAAUACGCAUACUAUACGGGACGACUUUCUGAGAGGCUGCAUAACAGCGGUGCAUAUUCCGGUGGACUCGAGGGCACGAUGAUGAAAAGGGCUUAUCCAGUACGACCGGGGUUUGAGGGCGGACCGUGGACCCCACGAUAGAGGAGAGGGAGGGAAGAAUAGCCAAGGCCUCGAGCGUUCGCAAUUCGGCGACACAGCGCGCGUGCUGCUUUUGCGCGAAUAAUACAGAACGCGAGAGUAAUGUCCUCUAGCAGCGGCGCGGAGAAUGCGACGGGACCCACCGUCGUCGAGUCGAGCCUGCGGCGGCUGGAAAGUCUCAGGACCCACAGCGAAAGCCGGGCAGAUAGAUUGCGAACGUUCAUUCAUUCCGAUUCAUCGCCAGCCAUCGCCAUCGCCAUGACGAGCUCGCGAGAUGGAUCAUGGAGAUGUGGAUGGCCCUCGCCCCUCGCCCCUCUCGCUCGCGAUGGUUGCUGCUGCUGGCUGCUCUUCGCGGCCACAGACUCCACAGCCACAAGUGUCCUCUCCUACGUCCCUCCCUCGCUCCCUCCCUCCUCUCGAUCGCGCCGCUCCGACGACGUCCUUCGGGCGGCUCCCCGUGUUGACGUUGGCGCUGACUCUUUGACCGCUCCCCCUCGUUUCGCGCAAUUCGCCUACAAACGGCCUCCUGAUCCCGCCCCCCACUGCUCUUCCCCUUUCGGAUCUUGAUCUCGCGGAUCCUCUCUCUCUCUCUCUCUCUUAGACAACUUAUUCUGUGGCAUCGGCACGAAGUCGCCGGCUGUCUUCGGGCAUUCGCACUCGGGCUCGUUGCGGAUCAGACUCACUCUUCUGGAGGGACAUGCUGGUGCGAAUCUAGUGCUGUCAUCGGUGGAUUGAUUGCUCGCUUGCAGCGGUGGUGGUGGUCAGGCGAUUGGGUGCUCGAGCUGCAGUGUCGACGGAGGAGUUGGUUCUUGGGUUCUUUGGGUUCUUUCUGCACGCACGAACCAGCGCGCGGGCGGGCGAUUUCGGAGCUGAGUGAUCGGAGCGGCGAGAUUCGAAUUAGGGGACGGGAGAUGCAGGAGGGAGGAUCGGGCACGUAGAAGGCAGGCAGAGGGCCGAGGAAAAUUGAGAAUUGUCGGGGAGGGCGAGAGCAGGGAUCAGAAGAUGGGGAACGUCAUGGGGAAGAAGAAGCGGAAGGCUGCGGCGAUCGCCAAGGCCAAGGCCAAGGCGAACGAGCACGUGGUGGCGCUGACGUCGACGAGCUACUUGCAGAUCGAGCUGCCGCGGGAGAUCGUCGAGGACCUGGAGCGACCGCGCAAGGGGCCCGGCGGCUGGGGCGCAGGAAUCGCAGACCCCGCGCACGAGAUGUACGAGAAGCUGAAGAGCCUGGAUCAGCCGGCCGUCAUGGUGCCCAAGCCGUGGUCCGAAGUGGACCAAAUUCUGUCGAAGCUCAAGCCGCAAGCAUCCGCCGCGUCGCCGAAAACCCCGAGAUUCAUGUCGCCCUCCAUCAAGGCCAAGGAGAAGAUGGUGCUCGAGGCGCCGCCGUCGCCGCCCGCCUCCAUCAUCGACAUGGGCGAGCUGAUGGACGGCCUGGACGACGAGGCUCGCCGCAGCAUCUCGCUCUCCGGGCGCAACUACCGCGACGAGCUCAACAUCGACCCCAUGGAAUUCAUCAAGACCAAGCCUUUCAAUCCGCGCAAGGUCAAGAGCCUCGAGCACACGCUCUCCUUCUCCACCAUCCACACGGUGCGCGAGCUCGACGCCGGCCCGUCCAAGGCCGUUGUCCAGCCCGAGACCGUUGAGAACGUGCUGCGGCGCCGCGGCGCCUCGCCCGCCCGCCGCUCCAACGACAUGAGCUCGCCCGCUCGCCUCUCGCACGAGCUCUCGCGCCGCUCCAACGAGCUCACUCGCCGCUCCUCCGAGAUCCUGCGCCGCUCCACCGAAAUUCAGCGCCGCUCCAGCGAGUUCCAGCGCCGCUCCUCGGAGCAGCCUCGUCCUUUCUCCGAGAUCUCCUUCGCUCACGCUGACUCCCUGCGCAGUCUCGUGUCGGGCUAGUGUCGUCAGCCCCGGCCCGCAGUCCUGCGUUUUCUACAUCGCUUUCCAUCGACAGAAGGACGACUCCGGGAAAGGAUACCACCAUGUAAUAUAUAUCGAGUAGUUUUGUUCGGUCUCACCCAUGCAGUUGAAAAUUGGCAGCUGUGCGAGAAGAGAUGAGAAGAGAGAACCUGCAACACUUAAGGAAUAUCGGUGUCACCGAAACUGGUUUCACCACCGCGAGGCUUUAGGUAGUUAUAGAUUGCGCUUGUGAUGUAACAUGUACAAACCUGAGAAAAAGAUCCUGUGGAGUACUAACGCUGCUCAGACGGCCCACGUUCUCGAGCUCAGAAUUCUGUGAUUUGAAGAAGAUCGUUC